Messenger RNA from Carica papaya (papaya), 1007 nucleotides. Its product is annotated as Pectin lyase-like superfamily protein. NCBI's taxonomy places the organism in Eukaryota, Viridiplantae, Streptophyta, Magnoliopsida, Brassicales, Caricaceae. Gene Ontology annotation, biological process: pectin catabolic process; cell wall modification. The record is from RefSeq and is a predicted model, not a curated record. Gene Ontology annotation, molecular function: pectinesterase activity.
AUGAGGGUUUUGGUUGAAUACUGUAUUUGCAUUUUAUGUAUAAUUCAAUUGGUGAUUUUGAAUAUUGGAGUAGAAGGACAGAGAGUGAUUAGAGUUGAUCAAAAAGGACAUGGUGAUUUUACAACAAUACAAGCCGCCAUUGAUUCUGUUCCAUCAAAUAAUAAGAAGUGGGUUAUCAUUCUUGUCAAGACUGGAACGUACAGGGAGAAGGUUAAGAUUCCUUACGAUAAACCAUACGUAGUUAUGAAAGGACAAGGGAGAAAGAGAACUAUUGUGGCUUGGGACGAUCAUCAGUCGAUUGCACAGAGCCCUACUUUUACUUCCAUGGCAGAUAAUAUUGUUGUCAAAAGCAUCCAUUUUAUGAAUUCAUAUAACAAUCCGGGAGGGACAAACAAGAAUCCAAGAGUACCAGCAGUGGCGGCAUUGAUAGCAGGGGAUAAAUCUGCUUUCUAUAGAUGUAAAUUCUCAGGUGUGCAGGACACUUUGUGGGAUGAGCAAGGUCGUCACUAUUUUUAUCGUUGCACCAUUCAGGGUGCUGUUGAUUUUAUUUUUGGUAGUGCUCAAUCCAUUUAUGAGAGUUGUGUUAUCAAUACAAAUGGAAACGCAUUAGGGCCUGGAGUUUCAGGAUUUAUCACAGCACAAGGAAGAACUAACCCUAAUGAUCAGACUGGGUUCGUAUUCAAAUAUUGUGUUAUAACUGGCACUGGCAACAAUUUCUUGGGAAGACCAUGGAGACAGUACGCUAGGGUCAUUUUCUACAAAUCAGAUUUAACCAGUGUUAUAGAUCCUAGAGGAUGGGAUGCUUGGCACUUCGCUGGACAUGAAGGCCAGGUAACCUUUGCAGAGAAUGGUUGUUUCGGAUCUGGUUCAGACACUUCAAGGCGAGUUAGGUGGGAAAAGAAGCUUAAUCCUCAGACCGUGCAGCAGCUAACAAGGAUCAGUUACAUCGACAAAGAGGGCUGGCUUAAGCGCCAACCCUACUAAAAUUGAUUUGGGAAUGGACUUAA